GUGGAGCAGUGAGGAAGGUGCCAUAAUUAAUUCCUGUUGAUAAACUCAGAGAGAAAAUAACAUUUAAAAUAUAGAUCUCGUAUUGGGAAAACCGAAACGAACGUAUCAAUUGUAAUUUAUGUCUUGGAUUUGGAACAGACAGUUAAACUCUUGGAUACCUAUAUUUUAACCGACCUGUUUAUCAUUGUUAUUUAAUAUUUGAGUUUUGAUGUAAUUCGAAGAAGCUCCUGAGGUUUAAACGAAGACUCCAAAUGAACUAACAAUCUGUGCUCAUAAUCCGAUACUUGCUGAAUAGACUUUGACGCUUCGGAAUACACAGGAAAUACUUUUGGAUAUUGCAGUGAAUCUGUGUCAGAUUUUCUGAUACAAACUGACCUGAGUUUGUAACCCAUCCUGUGGCACGUAUUGUAAGGCGAAAAACAACAAUAACGACCUUCAAAGAGCACCAAUAAAAUGUGGAAGAGCAAGCAAUUUCUGUGGAUUCGAAGUUUCUGCUCAGCGCUGUCACUCUGUGUACUGAUGAGCGGAGUUGGAAAUGCUGAAGAAAAUGAUUUGAAGACAGCUGUAACCUCAAAACCAGAUAGUCGCUGUGACAUAGCUCCUACGUUCCUGUCUCCCUCUGGAAAUCAGACUUACAAUCUUCCUAUUGGCUCAUGGAUGAUGUUGAAUUGUACAGUCAAGCUACUCUAUGACCAGAAGUUCAACUGGUGUGACCCAUACAUCGAGUGGAGUAAGGAUGGGCAUGUGAUCAUGAACAGUAGUAAAUACACCUGCACUGAGGAGACCAGGUUUAAUCAUAAUGCUUCAGGGAAGUUUCUCUCCAGUCUCCUGAAUGUCAGCAUGAUCGAUGAGGGUGACUAUGGAAUCUUCAUCUGCCUCAUAAGAAAAGGAUCAGCAACCUUCACAUUACAAAGAGAUUACAAUGCUAGCCAUGUGCCAGCUCUACUGGGUGCUUUCCUGGUGCUAUUUGCAUUGCUCCUGGCUGGAUUACUGUAUGUGAAGUGUCGGCUAGAUCUGCAACUCUGGUACAGAAAUAAAUAUGGAGAAUUUGAAAUGAAUGAUGGGAAGUUGUAUGAUGCUUAUAUAUCCUAUGUGUCUGCUGAUGAUGACCGCAAAUUUGUCAACUUCAUCCUGAAGCCACAUCUGGAGAACAGAUAUGGAUACAAGCUACACUUGGAUGAUCGUGACAUCCUUCCAGGAUCAGAGCCCUCAGCAGAGCUGAUAAUGAACAUUAGUCGCUGCCGCCGUCUGAUUGUAGUGCUGUCCAAAGCAUACCUGGAACAGGACUGGUGCAGGCUGAAUUUUAGGGAAGCUCUAUGGCAGUUGAUGGAUCUCUCCAGGAGGCCCAUCUUCAUCAUGUUUGAAAGCCAGUACAGGGAAUUGUCUCACCCAGCUAUUCUACUUCUCAAAUCACAGAGGAGGAGCUUUACUCUCUUACUGUGGACUUCCACAUCAAUGACACCGUCUUCUGAAUUCUGGAAACAAUUACGAUUGCUUUUGCCUCGGAAAAUUUCUCACCGGUGUGUAAUGGCAGAUCCCCAGACUCGACUCCAGGAUGACAAGGAUCCUAUGCUGAUCCUUAACCCAGAUUAUCUGGACUGCAGAUCUGACCCUGAUCCUGAAGGGGACUUGGGAGUGAGAGCACCGAUUUACAAAGGCCCACCCCCACCUGUAUUCGCCCUUCCUAAAACACCAAAGAUUAAUUCCAGUGCAGAACCUCCUUGUGAGGACACAGAAAGAAGUGAUGUGGAUAUUGCAGAUCUGGGAUCUCGAAAUUAUGGAACAAGAACAGAUUUCUAUUGCCUUGUAACCGAAGAAGAUAUUUGACUGGGGUGAUCACAGUGCAGAGCAGUGAACCUUCCGUUCCAGCCCCAAGAUGGCUGUCAAUCAAGCAUCUCUACCAUACCAUCCCCCACAGUCUUUUUUUUUUAAAUAUAGAGUUAAACAUUCAGUGUACAGCUGUGAGUAUUUUCAUCCUAUAUUGGAGAGGGGGAAAUGUUGCCAUGAUAUAACCAAUUCUAAAGACAACUUUUUUUUGCUCCAUUCAUGCUACAUUAUCAUUUUAUAGCUGGAAUUCUGCCUGUUCAAAACAGGAGGAAUGUUUUUUAAAAAAAACUGUGUACAUGAAAGUAACCAUCCAAUAUUGUUUUGACAAUGCCUGGUCUUCCCUGAAGAGAAUGUUCUAUAUAUGGCUGGAGAAGCAGGUCAUGAAGUUAAAUGAUGGAUAGUGCAUUUUUAGGAAUCCACUAUAUCUCCCGAGCAAAGGUCGGCAUGAUCUAGUGAUCAUGUCAAAAAUUUCCCACCACUGCCUUGCAAGAACUAGGCCUCCCACCGCUUCUGAUCUCCAUCAUGGAGUGAUGAAAGGGGACACUCUGCAUAUCCCCCUUCUGUCACUGUUCUCCAUUGCUGCCUACAUGCACCUGAAAUUGUUGCAUUUUUGAUCCCUAACACUGAAAUCUUGAUCUUAAAUGGUAAUCCUAAUUGGGGCAAGUAUGCAAUUAUUGAGAUGCUGGAAGAAGUUAGUCUGUAGGGUUGUUUUUUGAUGGUAUUGUCUUUCAGCUGCCUAGAUGAAAAUGACCAUUUUUUUUAAUUACACUUCCUCUUCCCCUGUUGCAAUGGAAAUAGGCCCAUUAGGUGAAGUCUCUAAAAUACUUCGCCAUUCCAGCAAAGGAUUUUAGCUGUAUGUUACUUAUAUAAUUCCUUCCUAUAAUGCUGUGACAAAUGCAAUGCUUGAAACUGUUAUCUUCACUCAGUGGCUCAUCAAAACAGUUUAACUGUUACAUCUUCAUUUGUAAAAUGCAAAAUGGCUUUUUUUAAAAUAAAAAUGGCUUUAAUUUGUUGUGAUUUCACUUUCAGGGGAUUUUAUGUGAAUGUCUGAACCCUUUGUGUUUCCUACAUAUUUCCAUUAAAUAUGUAUUCCAAUUUUCCCCCCCACUAACCAAGACAAAUAUCAUCUCACACGUAACUGUAUUAACUUUCAUAUGCCACCUGCUAACCUAUUCUGCUAACUUGUUGGGCAGUAAAUAAAGACAGGUUCCUACUGAAUCAGAUAUCACUGCGUUUCC
This is a messenger RNA of Stegostoma tigrinum, 3065 nucleotides long. It is a transcript of the gene sigirr, whose product is annotated as single immunoglobulin and toll-interleukin 1 receptor (TIR) domain. The record is from RefSeq and is a predicted model, not a curated record. NCBI's taxonomy places the organism in Eukaryota, Metazoa, Chordata, Chondrichthyes, Orectolobiformes, Stegostomatidae. The transcript has 9 exons. Gene Ontology annotation, biological process: signal transduction. Bases 454 to 1827 code for a protein of 457 amino acids.